Molecule: messenger RNA, 4067 nt
Organism: Salmo salar (Atlantic salmon)
Lineage: Eukaryota; Metazoa; Chordata; Actinopteri; Salmoniformes; Salmonidae
Source: RefSeq, a predicted model, not a curated record
CAGAAUCGUCCAGAAUGCACCGCGCGGGCGUUAAUACCAAUCGAAUGGAGUUUACAAUUUCAUUUCUUAAAAGUAUCUCGGGCUAGCCAUCAAAUUCGCAGGGGCUCGGUAGUUAGCGCCAGUGUAAAAAUUGCUUGAGGGAGCUAACGUAAUGACAUCGGUUGGGGUAAUGUGGCAAUUAUUUUAAAACAGAUUAGCAUGGAAUACGAUGCCUGGUUUGCUGGCUAGGAUAGGAAGGUAAAUUAAGCUACGGAGCUAGCUAGCGUAGUUGACAUUGGCUAUCUCAAUUCAAUAACUUUGAGACCCUACUAGCUAGUUAGGGCUAGAAACAGUAUACAGCUAAUGUUAGCUAAACCAGUCGUUUGCUCAAUUAUUUUGGAGGACACUGGCUAUCAAGAUAUCUUCUGUUCAAAGUGAGUUUGUUUAUUUGUGCACUGUGAUGCAGUGGUUUUGCUACGGAAUUAGCUAGUUACCUACGGCAGUAAAUUAACGUUACCCGCUAGUCAGCGUCGCGAGCGUUUGCACACCGCAACUGCGGUUUCGCCUGUAAAACCGUGCGUUUGAUUCACUGUGGAUUUUUUGGACUGAUUGUGUCUGUCAUUCAUGGGCCGGGGCACUCCCUAGGCUUUUUUUUCUCCCUCUGCUAGAGUUGGUUAGCAAACAUCUGGGAUGCUGAUGAAAGUAGUUGAACAAUACUGGAAAUCCAAAUAAGUGAGACCAGGUAACUCACUGAAACUGAUCAGCAAAUCACAUAUUGACGAUCACUUCCUGCACCCUUGUCCAGUAGUUAGCUUUCAAUGGCAAUUAAAACUUGAAGACUGGGACCCAUAUGUCUACCAUAUUCGGUUCAUAGGGUGGUACGUUAGUAUUAAAGAGAAGAACGUUCUCCCAUUUGUGUCUCAUUGCAGACUCGAAUUGCCAUGGAGGGGAUUGUUGGCGGAAAUUUGCAGAAAGUGACCCCGUUAGCUCGAGAAUUAACCCGGAUCUUCAACAGCUAUAAUAAACACUCCAUACAACUAAAAAAUAAUCUGAAAGAGACCAACGCAUUUUUCCGGGAAAUAAAACAGAACUACAGUAAUGCCUGCGCAUCGUCCGCCAGCUCAGAGGCAGCUGCUCUGGAGGCAGGUCAGCUGAGCUGCAUCUUUUUCCCCCGGCAUGAAGAGGAGUUCCUGCACAGCAGCGUGGGCAGCGCCCCCUUCAUCCUGGUACUUGGCCAGGACUGCGCCGCGCGCUACCAGCUGCUCAACUGCCUGCUGGGGGAGCGGCUCCUGCCCCUAGGUCCCGUGGCGGGCGAGGCCUGCAAUGGCGUUCAUGGCACGGCCUGCAAGAGGAGGAAGCUGUGCUUCACCCACGGGCGCCAGACGCGGCUCAGCCUGGCGCUGCCCGGCCAGUAUGAGCUGGUGCACCAGCUGGCGGCCCACUGCGGGCGCUGGGAUACGGUGCCCAGGGAGGAUCUGGAGAUCCAGGAGCAAUGUGAGGACCCCGCCCACAGACUGGCCGAGCUGGAGAUCACCCUGCACCACCCUCUGCUACAGGAGGCGAAAAUCAUGGUGGUGCCGUGCCCCAGUGUCCAGCCCAUCGAGGAGGCCCUGGAGGACUGCACGCGUAACGUGGUUCCCAUCAUACUCUAUGCCCUCAACCAGGACACCCUCACUGCCGAGCAGGUGGCCGAGCUGAGGAAAGUCAAAGAGACGCUCCCCUUCCCCAUCUUCUUCAUCCGUAUCCCAGCCGAGGCCUCCCCCGAGCCCAGCCGGCGCCUGGAGAGGGAGAAGAGCCCCCUUUACAAGCAACUGCUGUCCCUAGGCUUUCUCAGCACCCCAGUAGGGAACUGUUCCUGCGGAGCCCCCUCCCAGACGCCCAGCCUGGCCACCAAGCCCCAGAGCGUACUGGGGGAGGCCUUUGAGAGGCUACAGCGCCUCCUGGUGCCCUUCGCCCGCCAGGUGCUCCACUACCAGCAUGUGGAGGCUGCUAACCUGCUCAACGGGGUGCACUGCCGAUGCCUCGACCUCUUCAUCAACCAGGCCUUUGACAUGCAGAGGGACCUGCAGAUCACGCCGCGGCGGCUGGAGUACACGCGGGAGAAGGAGGGCGAGUUGUUCACCUCCCUGAUGGCCAUUGCCAACCGCAAGCAGGAGGAGAUGAAGGAGAUGAUUGUGGAGACGCUGAGCAGCAUGAAGGAACAGCUGCUGGAGGAUGCUGCCAACCUGGAGUUCACAGACCUCAUAGUGGCAACCAACGGAGAGCCUGUUACUUCAAAGGUUAUAAAAUCCUGCAUCCACCAGAUCCAGGAGCUGAUAGUUGUGAGGUUAAACCAAGCAGUGGCCAACAAGCUGAUCAGCUCUGUGGACUACCUGAGGGAGAGCUUUGUAGGAACCCUGGAGCGCUGUCUAAACAGCCUGGAGAAGUCCAACAUGGAGUCCUCCGUCCACAACGUCACCUCCAACCACCUCAAACAGAUCCUUAACGCUGCCUAUCAUGUGGAGGUGACCUUCCAUUCAGGAUCCUCUGUUACAAGACUCGUCUGGGAGCAGAUCAAACAAAUCAUCCAGAGGAUAACGUUUGUGAACCCUCCUGCCAUCACACCAGAGUGGAAGAGAAAUGUGGCCCAGGAUGCCAUAGAGAGCCUGAGUGCUGCCAAGCUGGCGAAGAGUAUCUGCUCCCAGUUCAGAACACGCCUCAACAGCUCCCACGACGCUUUUGCUGCCUCCCUGCGACAGCUGGAGGAAGGUCACACGGGGCGGUUGGAGCGUACUGAGGAUCUGUGGCUGCGUGUGAGGAAAGACCACGCCCCACGGCUGGCCCGGCUGUCUCUGGAGAGCCGCUCCCUCCGAGACGUGCUGUUGCAUGGCAAGCCCAAGCUUGGCCGAGAGCUGGGGCGGGGUCAGUAUGGAGUGGUCUAUCUGUGUGACAGCUGGGGGGGACGCUACCCCUGCGCUCUGAAGUCUGUGGUACCGCCCGACGACAAGCACUGGAACGAUCUGGCUCUAGAGUUUCACUACACCAGGUCCCUCCCUAAACAUGAGCGUCUGGUGGAUCUCCACGGCUCGGUGAUUGACCACACGUACGGUGGGGGCUCCAGCAUUGCUGUGCUGCUCAUAAUGGAGAGGCUUCACAGAGACCUCUACACAGGCUUGAAGGCUGGUUUAUCACUAAAGGAGAGACUCCGGAUCGCCCUGGACGUGGUGGAAGGCAUUCGCUUCCUGCAUGGUCAGGGGCUUCUACACCGAGACAUCAAACUAAAGAACGUUCUAUUGGACAAGCAGAACCGGGCCAAGAUCACAGACCUGGGCUUCUGUAAGCCAGAGGCCAUGAUGUCCGGCAGCAUCGUAGGAACCCCCAUCCACAUGGCCCCUGAGCUCUUUACAGGAAAGUAUGAUAAUUCUGUGGAUGUCUAUGCCUUUGGAAUCCUGUUCUGGUAUCUCUGCACUGGCUCUGUCAAACUCCCAGAGUCCUUUGAGAAAUGCUCCAGCAAGGACCAGUUGUGGAAUAACGUUAAAAAAGGCGCGAGGCCCGAGCGGUUGGCCGGCUUUGAUGAGGAAUGCUGGCAGCUGAUGGAAGCCUGCUGGAAUGGAGACCCUUCCCAGAGGCCCCUGCUCGGCAUCGUAGAGCCCAGCCUGCAAAGCAUCAUGGUACGGCUUUGUAAAUGUGGCUCGCAUCAGAAAAGCAGCAGCCUGGAGGACUCAAACUGACACACUCCAAGAGGACCACGACUGUUGCAAAGGAUUACGGUCAAAAGAAAAGUAAUUUUUGUUGUAUUUAUGGAAAAAGGACAGUGUGCUUCUGGAAGGCCAAAAGAGGAGAUGACCAAUAAAGUGACAGACAGUUUUCCUCUUCCUUUAAAGGAGUUAAAUAUACACUAUUUAAGAUGAACUGAAACCGGACAAAUGUGUGUAUAGUACACUAUGCUUUCCUCCAUGCUAAUUGCUGCUUGGUUAUAGAAUUGUUACUAGAUAUGAAACAUUUAAAAUGUAAAAAAUAUAAUUUUAGAUUGUAUUAAUUGGUUAAGAGUAUUCCUGCAUCUAUGCAAUUCCAACUUUUUUUUAAUAAAUGAUUGACAAAAUAAUCAA